GUUGUGGUUAUUGUUGUUAUGCGCGCCGGCCGUGUGCUGUGGCAUUUGGAACCGCUUUGGUCAAUCACUUUUCCUCGGAUGUCGCCCGCUCGACCCCUUCGAGCGCUAGCAAUUCAAGGAUUCAAGCAAGCAUCCAACAUGCAGAUCGUGUGAAUCGAGACAUUAGAAGUGUGGUCCUGUGGUGUAGCCUGUGACGCUCUUCUCUAACAGCCUCUGCACAGUAGCGCAAAAUGACUUCAAUGCCUCAGACACUUCGAAUUUUGGAGAACUCCCACGUCAACCGCGCUUUCUCUGAAGAAGUGUGCGACUGCGAAUCGAGCAGCGCAACACCGGACGGAUGCAGCGACAAGUCGUACGAACCCGAGUGGGCCGAGAACAUCGGCCCGAAAGGCGACCUGUUCUACAUUGAACCACGGUACAAGUCGUCAUUCGGGACAAGAUCCAUCACUGCAUCUGACAAGAGUUCUGGAAAUGACUCUCAAGUUGUGCGCUCUAAGGGCUUCGGCUCUGAAGCUAAAAACAAGUUCCGAAGCCUAGUCGGACGCAAAAAGGUCAAACACCGCAGUGGCGACGGCCAGCUCGACGUUUCGCAGUGUCAAAAAGAGCCAUCGCUGCGCUCCUUCAACAAAGCGGAAUGCAUCGAAGUGUUCAUUGACGUCGAUCCGGCGCGUCACAAUUAUGGACGAAGGGCGACAAUCUGCGAGGCGCUGUUUGGCAUAAUACCUGGAACUCUCCCGUCGAGGCUUGCCACCGCCGAAAUGCUUGAGGAAUGCUCCCCUGUAAUGGUGCAAGGACUUUUGCCCGAUGGUGAGGCCAUCAAGACCGGAGCUAUAAAAAUUGGAGAUGUUCUGAGAAGCGUCGAUGGCUCCAGUGUGAAUGAGAAGAACAUUGAUACCAUUCUGCGAGGCAUUUCUAAAGCACAAAAGGUGAAGCUCCAGUUUGUUCGCCCCGAAGAGAACACACUUGCAGGGUGCGAUAAGUACACUUACCCGCAAAGUAUCAACGCUCAAAGCUCACUUAUCAAACAGUUGUCCGGAGACAGUGCAAUGGUUCAGCAAGUGAAACAGCAACUUCACCAAAUACCCCAUGCAUUUAUCUAUCAAGGCUUCUGCAGUGACAUGCACCAGCAGAAUGAACCAGCGCGUCGAACUGAGCAAUUUUAUCGGUUUCCUGACUACGAUCAUACCCUUUCGAACCUUAGAGGCAUGUUUGUAACUCUGAGUUGUGUGCUUGGAGAUGUUACUGCAGCCAAGCCACAAAGCAGUAGCCUCAGUGUGGAUGGGCAUCUGGUCCAUGUAGCCUACUUUCAUGAAGAAAAUGGUAUGGCUGUCCUCUGUCUCCCAGCAGCACAUGCAACUCCGGAAGAAGUUCGUAGUUUUCUUUUGGAAAUCGUGAAGCUUCUCAAGUUAGAAUACAGGUCAUUGACCCAGGCCUUUAGGACUGUAGAGGCUCAUGGCUGCAUUGACCUAUUCCUGCUUCACUUCUUUCGUGAAAUGCUUUUAGAACCUGGACAAGAGUGUAACAGACACAGGUUUAUACGUUCCUUGCCUCAUGUACAUUGGUUACAUCUUCCCACGGAAGCUCAAGCUCAUGUUGACACUGUGCUAAGUGAGCUUGAGUCGGCAGACGUGUCCGAGGCAUUUGAUCGUUCGUCCAGGUGCUUUACAUUCCUUGGCUCGUGCGCUUUCUACAAGGGCUUCCUCCUUGGGAACCACUUGCCCAAGGAUUACCUCGAAAGUGUGUUCCUUUAUUGCCGCCAUUACCAGCUACUGACACUCACAAAGGAAGAAUCAGUUGGGCAGGUGGUGGUGUGGAAGGAGAUUUUCCUUCGAGAUGAGUUUGUAACUGUUCGGUAUUUUGUGCUUAUUGUGGGGCUUAAGCACAGCCUCAUACUAUCACUUCUUGAAGUUGGUGGCUGUGCAUCUGUUUCAGAGGACAAUCCUGCACCUGAUGCAUUCUAUAUUGAUAGAGUUCAAAACUCUUUGCUGCAGCUCGACUCUCUCGGAGUGCUCUCUGUGGCUGAAAGUUGCCUUUUGAAUCGUGGCUCUGCACCUGGCUCUACGGUGAGUUCUGCAAGCUCCAAAAGCUGGUGCCAAAGCUCAAUGAAAGAUAGCCAUUCAAGCUUGUCUCUCACAGUUCCACAGUCGCUGUCCCCAAGGCGAGCUAGAAGGAGUAGCGAUGUGGAACAGUGUCAUCUUUUGCACUGCACAAGCAACCACUUUGACUGUUCUGAGCAUGACCCACAGAUGAGCAGAAGCUACAGCAGCUGUAGCGACACGAACGGACUGCGUGCCCGACACUGCUCAAUCUCCACCAGCUCUGAUUGCGACUCCCGCACCAGUGGCAGUGACGUCUACCAGGGACGGGAUGAAAAGUUGCAGAGAGCUUUCACCAGUAGUUACGACCUGAGCAGCCUUCGUCGCAGCCUCGAAGAUGGCAGCAGUCAGUGCCAAAAUCAGGCACAAACUUCACAGUUAAAUACCUGUGCUGAUGAAAAUCUUGUUUUCCACUACCUCAGCAUAGAUGUGGGAGAAGGUGUGUUCGUAGCACCGGUGGAAUGUGCAGUUAAGAGCAAUCUGGGUGCCGAAGUUGUUGACAACUUCUAUCGCUGUUGCCUAGAGAUCAGAAAGGUAUUUAACAGUACAGCAAAAGACACUCGAAUGGCUAGGGAAGAUGAGGUAGAGUGUGAGAGCAAGUUCCUUUCAGACAGAAGCCUUUCAUGUGUAAAAGAGCAUGGAGUGCUUUUUACCUGCCCUACCUCCAGUGGUAGCAGAAGCCGGUCCAAGGGCCCCAUUUCGUAUUGGGUUGUGGGCCGUCUUUUUGCUGACAAGUGUCAACCAAGAGAGAUUUAUGUCUGUAUGCACGAGGAUGUUUCUGCAACUGCAUUGGAGAUGGCAUUCAGGCUGUCCUUCGGCUUGCAGAUAUAAGCUGUGUAUUCGACUCUUGUACCUCACUUACCAUAGAAAUGUCAAGUGGAGCAUCUAUAUUUAUAACCACAUACCCAUCUGGCAUUAGUUCUGUUGUGCUUUAUUUAUUUGUAUGUAGCAUUGCUGACAAGUUUGGUGUUUUGUAUCACAGCUUUGUUUGAAGUGUUUCCUUUUACAUGUUACCUAAAAUGCUGGCUAUAAUUAGGAACUGGUAUCUUUGUUUAAAUGCAGAAAACAAACAAAAUGCAAACAAGAGUAUACUGGAUUUGCUCUCACAACUUCAAUUCUGAGAAAUGUCAGUAUUCAUUUUUAACACACACACUAAAAAGAGUUAAACGUUAUGUACUGCAUAUCCAGGACUUUAAGUUGCACGAUUAUAUACUGGGUGUUUAAGUGAAUACUUUCAAAAAUUCCUAAAGAUAAGUUUUUCGAGGAAGAAAGCAGUUCUCUUAAGAAGCAAACUGUCAUGUCCGGCGGACGUCAGUGAUUGUAAGAAACAUGCUAAUUACAUAUUUAAUUAAUUGAAACUGUCUAAUGAAGUUUUUCAUUGGCGACAUGUAGUGGUUAUUGCCAGUGGCAAGUUUGUAGCGACAGAGACGACAAUGCCGUAUCAGCUUUUAAAGCAAAGAAAAAGUCCUUCUCUGAAGCCCUGCAGCCAGUGAAAGUCUUGCAUUUUUUUUCCGCACCAAAACAAAACUUGAUGCAGGAGGAUCGCUGGAAGUUCUGAGCAGGCGCAAUGUGUGCUGCUGACGUGUUGAAAUGGCUGCGGCAGCCAAUUCGAAAUAUAUGUGCUAUUUUCCAUAUCUUGCUCAAAACUUGCGGCUGCAGAUAACUAGCUUCAUUCUUGUGCCCUGCGAAAAAGCAAAAGAUUACGCGGGCUGCUGCCUAUGCUGAGUGUCGAGGCUUCCUAGCUAGGGAAAAUAGCACAUACAUUUCGUAUUUGCCGCCGCAGUAAUUGCAACAUGUCACCAGCGGAUGUUGCAUUUGGUGAAGACUUCCAGUGUGCUUCGUGCACAGAGUUUCAUUUUGUUGGAGGAAGAAAAGCAGGUUUUUUCACGCUGCAGGGCUUUAGACAACGACCUUUUUUUUAACUGAUAUUACAUCGCUUCUCCAUGGCUAAAAAAUUGCCAUUGACGAUAACCUCCAUACCUUGACAGUUGGUAAGAUAAUUAGUAAAUUAUAAUAACCAACCAACUAAUUAGUGUGUCCUUAAAAAUACCUGAUGUCCACCGCAGCUAACAGUUCCCAUCUGAAGAGGUUUUCUUUUUUCUUGAAAGGCCUAUUAAGACUUUUUUAAAGUGUUCGCUGAAACACCCAGUAUGUGAGAUACCCCACUUUUGUUAGACACAACCUAACGAAACCAACAGACAACCCACUUUUUACGACUUUUGGAGAAAGAAAUUUGUAAGUUGCCACGGCAUGUAUACACACCUAUAUUAAUUUGGUCAGCAUAAUGAAGCUAUGCAUGGGUUGCGUCCCAUGAAUGGAAGCAUUCACUAGGUUUAUUUCAGGAACGGACAUAUCUGUCCCCUGAAACGCACGCCCCACAAAAGUACGGACAAUUAAGAGUAAGUUUUUCAGUGCACCAGUGAAUGCCAAUUGUGUUCCAGAGACUGAGUUACAGCCCAGAAUCGACAGAACACAAAAAAAAUGUAUGUUCUCAAUUCAGGUGGUUACAAAUACAUUGUAUACAUACACACUUGGCUGGUUGCAAGUCAAUAAGUUUGAGAUUGGCUAAGAUUAAUAAACUAGUGCUAAAGUACAAUUGCAUGCAUAAGAGGAUGUUGAGGAAAUCUAAAUGUCCUUUCAUAUUCACCAGUGCUUGUUCAGAGUCAGCAGUCCAUGGAGUAAUUCUUGACUGGUUGACUGUAGCGCUGGGUCGGGGAUUCAACAAUUCCACACUUCAGGCUGGUUUCUUGGCUAUCCUGACUGACUAUGCAACUCCCUAUGCGACUGUCUGGCUCUUCCUCCUCUGCACACCUAUAUUGCCUUCCGCCUGGGUUCGAGAGCUUCAUAUAAGAGUCGCUCGUUCACAGUACAUGGGAAGCCUUGGAAAGCAUAAGAACAUUCUUUCAUCUUGUUGUAGCCUUGGUUGUGGACAGCUGUCUCGUGUCUCGGGUACCUUGGUGAUGCGGUGGUGUCAUAUUGUGAGUUCUUGAAUGAUCUAGGUGUUUGUGGUCCAGGCGGGGCUAUGUCCUUGGCGAGAUCUCUCGUGGCCGGCAGUUGUAAGUUGAUGUUGGGAUUAGGAAGUGGUGGUGCGCGGUUGGUGUAAGCGCACUUUUGUGACCGCAUGCUUCUACAGUCAUGAAAUGCUAUACUUUCCUAUUUCAAGGCACUAAAUUUCUAUAGACAAAAUUUUUAGGGUCUGUGAAUAGUAAACCAACAUUUAUUGCACUUCUGUCAAAACCAUUGAAGGCUUCAUCCUCCAAUGCACUGUCAGAAACAUCAGCCACUUCAGAUGGCCACAUCGCUGGGCCACUAUCAUCAGUAUUGAAUAACACUUACACCAGGGGCUGAAUUUCUGUUGGUUGCAAGAACUUUUGUCUUCAUAUGAUUGUGAACCACAUAUGCUUAUAUGCUUCGUUUACGACUACAGCCAGUGGUGUAGCCAGGGGGUGACACAC
Molecule: messenger RNA, 5551 nt
Organism: Rhipicephalus sanguineus (brown dog tick)
Lineage: Eukaryota; Metazoa; Arthropoda; Arachnida; Ixodida; Ixodidae
Gene: in
Product: protein inturned
Exons: 1
Coding region: 231-2927 (898 amino acids)
Biological process (GO): establishment of planar polarity; cilium assembly; vesicle-mediated transport
Cellular component (GO): cilium; cytoplasm
Molecular function (GO): protein binding
Source: RefSeq, a predicted model, not a curated record